This is a messenger RNA of Melampsora larici-populina 98AG31, 729 nucleotides long. RefSeq lists its product as uncharacterized. Bases 1 to 729 code for a protein of 242 amino acids. NCBI's taxonomy places the organism in Eukaryota, Fungi, Basidiomycota, Pucciniomycetes, Pucciniales, Melampsoraceae. The transcript has 4 exons. The record is from RefSeq and is a predicted model, not a curated record.
AUGUUCCAGAAAGGGGACUUGAUCGUCUGCCAGACUGAAAGGCAAUCGUUGUUCUACGGUGAUGCCGACACUAGAGGUUGUCACGUUUUGACAACAGCUAGUGCUUGUGUACAUGUAGCUAAAUGUAACAAAUCAAACAUGGGAAAGGCACGGAAGAAGAGCACUGGAGGCACAAGCUCAGGCCCCACAAGCCCCUCAAACAACCAACUCGAGAUUAAUACCAAAGACAAAGUUCCGCAUUCUGCUCAACCGAAUACGCAGUCUCUGAAAGAGCCCUCUUUUCCGAAAGUCUUUCCUUCAACUGCAGCAGGGGGAUUUGUGAGAGAUGAUAUAGCAGCAAAGGUCGACUCCCGCAAGACUACUCGACAGAUGUUGGUUGGCGCUAUUUCGAAGAAAGUGGGAAAAUUCUUGAUACCCGACAUCGCCAGAAUUGAUCACCUUCUUUGGCUCUUCAAAGCAAAGGUUGACAAGGAUCUCCGCUUGCCUCAAAAACCCGAGUUUAGUCAGCGCCCUCGUGUCCUGAAAGAAGACCGCUUGAAGGGCGAGACAGUAGAAGAGCUUCGACAUGCUCUGCAAGUAUAUGCUCCACACAUAUUUGUGUACUCGAUCGCUUUGAGGCCCUCAUGUCUCAUUGAUCUCUACGUCAAAUUUGUUAUCGAAGGCAAUCUUCCCCCCGAGCGUACCCCUGUCCUUGGCUUUCACUAUGCUGUCAUAGACAAAGAAGAAUGA